Molecule: messenger RNA, 471 nt
Organism: Fusarium keratoplasticum
Lineage: Eukaryota; Fungi; Ascomycota; Sordariomycetes; Hypocreales; Nectriaceae
Product: Ubiquitin-like protein ATG12
Exons: 2
Coding region: 1-471 (156 amino acids)
Biological process (GO): autophagy of mitochondrion; C-terminal protein lipidation; autophagosome assembly
Cellular component (GO): cytoplasm; phagophore assembly site membrane; Atg12-Atg5-Atg16 complex
Source: RefSeq, a predicted model, not a curated record
AUGUCCGAUCAGCCAUCACAAGACCCUUCAUCCCCGUCACCUUCUCCGCAAACGGCUUCUCCCAUGCCGCUCGCCGAUAACGACACCGCCAGCGGCGCCGCAUCACCAGAUCUUCCUCUGACCAUGUCCGCGUCAGUUGUCCUGGCCGAUCUACCACGAGAUGCGAGCGCGGCACUGGCUAGCGCAGGCAGCUUCAAGACGGACAAGGUGGUGGUACGGUUCAAGCCCGUGGGGUCGGCGCCGUCGUUGGCGCAAGACGUAUGCAAGAUCAGCGCAACAAGACGGUUUGAGGAGGUUGUGAGGUAUCUCCGAAAAAAGCUGAGGUGCAAAGAUACCGACAGUGUCUUUUUGUACGUGAAUAGCGCAUUUGCGCCGUCGUUGGAUGAAGUGGUGGGCAACUUGCACCAGUGCUUCAAGAACGCUCAUGGCCAGUUGGUCGUCGUCUACUCGCUAACUCCUGCUUUUGGAUGA